Schistocerca piceifrons (Central American locust) is the source of this 1155-nucleotide messenger RNA. Its product is annotated as speckle-type POZ protein-like. Gene Ontology annotation, molecular function: ubiquitin protein ligase binding. Lineage: Eukaryota; Metazoa; Arthropoda; Insecta; Orthoptera; Acrididae. Gene Ontology annotation, cellular component: cytoplasm. The transcript is spliced from 6 exons. Gene Ontology annotation, biological process: regulation of proteolysis; proteasome-mediated ubiquitin-dependent protein catabolic process. The coding region runs from base 54 to 1082 and encodes 342 amino acids. The record is from RefSeq and is a predicted model, not a curated record.
GGCUCCUCUGCAGCGCCAGUUGCUAGCGAGGGGGGCAGCUGUGAGGUGGAAUCAUGUGUGCGACGCCAGGUCAGCACAAGGCGAGAGGUGUCGGCUCCAGGAGGGCGCUGGCUGCUGUUGCUGCCAUUGCCGUGGCGCUGCUGUCUCUCUGGCUGUACCAGCCGGAGGAGCAGGAUGACGUCCCGGAGUGGAUCCGUCAGAGCCAGGCCUUCGGUGGCAGCCGAAAUGACCACAAACAACCGGCUGUUGCAGCUCCAGAAGGCGUGCAAGGAAAUCCCGCAGAAGAGCGAAGCCGUCCUCGCCGCCCUGUACGUCAACGAAAACCGCCAGGAGUCGUCGGCGGCGAAGGACUCUGUGGUAAAGGAGGCUGCCCGGCUGUUCCAGAUGCGGGGGCGGGCAGCGGCGACUCCGGCGGCUCGGGAGCAGCGGCCGGCGCCGGUCUGGUGCUGGCUGUGCAAGCGCUCUGCCUGGUGGUCUACAAGUGGGCGGCUCGUCGCCACGGCUCGGCCAACACAUCUGCAAGUGGGCACCAGAGGACCCUGGCAGCAGACCUGGGCGCGCUCCUUCGCUCUGGACACUCUGCAGACGUCACCUUCACAGUAGGGGAAAGCCAGCUGAGGGCGCACAGAGCUGUCCUGGUGGCCAGGAGCCCCGUGUUCGCUGCCAUGAUGGCCCACGACUGCCUGGAAGCCAGCAGUGGCCACAUUCCCGUCGCAGACAUCGAAGCGGACGUGCUCGGCCAGCUGCUGACGUUCUUGUACACGGACGAGAUUCACCUGGACGAUCCCCUGAUGGCCCAGAAACUUCUGGCCGCCGCCGCCAAGUACCAAGUGCCCAUCUUGAAGGAACAGUGUGAGCUCGUCAUCUCCCAAAACCUCUGUGUGAGAAAUGCAGUGGCCUGUGCCGUCCUCGCCAUUGAGCAUUCCUGUUCCCUCCUGGAAGAGUCCGCCGCACACUUCAUCGCAGCCCACUACCAGGAGGUGAUGGCCACAGAGGAGUGGGCCGAGGCUGUCCACAGGUACCCGGACCAUGUGGUGGAACUCAGUCGCCUGGUUGCAGCGGCUUCGCCAGAGUCCAGGUAACUUCAGCUGAAGGGUUUUCAUUUCUACUUUGAUGGACCAGCGAGCAUCAGUGAGGCCAUUGUUGUUACCACCA